AUGAAAAAUGGAGAAUAUGUUCCCCGUGAUUGGCUUGUUUGGAGCAAAGUUAAACAAUCGAUAUUUUGUUUUCCUUGUCGCCUUUUUAGCAAACUACCAACAGCAAGUCGCUCACGUUUAACAACUAUAUCUGGGUAUUGUUUUCAAAGAAAAUGGAAAAAAUUACAUGACAAAAUUCCAGAGCAUCAAAACAGCAGCAACCAUAAAUAUUGUUAUAUUAAAUGGCGGAUAUUGGAAAAAAGUAUUGACUCUAAUUCCACUGUCGAUAUUAUGCUGCUGCAGACCAUUAAGAAUCAAGCAUCACAGUGGAAACAGGUUCUUCGCCGAAUUUUAGAUGUCACAUUGUUUCUAGCCGAACGAGGUUUGGGAUUUAGAGGAACAAGUGAUUUAGUUGGAGUUGCAGCAAAUGGCAAUUUUUUGGGCAUUUUAGAGCUCUUGAGACAUUAUGAUUCUGUCUUGAAAGACCAUCUGAACAAAGUGAUGAAGUCGCAGAAAUUGAAGAGAAGACAACAAGCAAAUUACCUUUCACCGGAAAUACAAAAUGAGUUUAAAGAGUGUUGUGCCUAG
Messenger RNA from Hydra vulgaris (swiftwater hydra), 567 nucleotides. RefSeq lists its product as uncharacterized. The record is from RefSeq and is a predicted model, not a curated record. Lineage: Eukaryota; Metazoa; Cnidaria; Hydrozoa; Anthoathecata; Hydridae.